This is a messenger RNA of Prorocentrum cordatum, 1273 nucleotides long. The record is from the annotation of a GenBank genome assembly. NCBI's taxonomy places the organism in Eukaryota, Dinophyceae, Prorocentrales, Prorocentraceae.
AGUUGCUGAGGCUUGCGGUUGUUUGAUGUACGCACGUGUGACUUAGCUUAUCGUGCUGACUCUUUGUUUCCAUAGAGCGUACAACGGAUGAUUCAUCCCACUAGCAUGCCGCCGUCUUUGAUGUCAGUAUGUGGAACCUUGCACCACCGAAGCAAUUGGCCAAGUCUUUUUGGCCAAGCUCAAGGGUUCUGGCCUCACGCACCCGACGGUCGCUAACAGCACCGCCUCUCCCAGCCCUCCAGAACGCGAUGGCGCGCUCCAGCUUUGGCGCCCUGGUCCUCGCCGCGGCGGCCGCGUGGCUACUGUCCGCGACCCUCUCGCCGGCCUUCGCGGGCACGAGGGCUCAGACGGCUUCCCGGGCUGACCGCGUGGCCAGGCAAGCCGGGUCCGAGAUCAUGCUCACCGCUCCCUCGAUUGGCGGUCGCUACCGCGUGAUCAUCGACGAGAGCACCACGGUGGAGUCCUGCCUCACCAAGUUCAGGAAGAUCUUCGAGAUCGACCAGGACUUCCUCAAGGACAGCGACUUCAACGUCUACCUGAAGGAGGACGAGAGCAAGCCGAUCUCCGGCAAGAUCGCGGACCACACCAAGCUGCGCCCUUGGGGGCCGGACGGCAUCGAGCUGCACAUCUACUACGAGCCGAAGUGAGCGGGGCGAGAUCGUUUCGCUAACACCGCCCCUCCCAGCCCUCCAGAACGCGAUGGCGCGCUCCAGCUUUGGCGCCCUGGUCCUCGCCGCGGCGGCCGCGUGGCUGCUGUCCGCGACCCUCUCGCCGGCCUUCGCUGGCACGAGGACUCAGACGGCUUCCCGGGCUGACCGCGUGGCCAGGCAAGCCGGGUCCGAGAUCAUGCUCACCGCUCCCUCGAUUGGCGGUCGCUACCGCGUGAUCAUCGACGAGAGCACCACGGUGGAAUCGUGCCUCACCAAGUUCAGGAAGAUCUUCGAGAUCGACCAGGACUUCCUCAAGGACAGCGACUUCAACGUCUACCUGAAGGAGGACGAGAGCAAGCCGAUCUCCGGCAAGAUCGCGGACCACACCAAGCUGCGCCCCUGGGGGCCGGACGGCAUCGAGCUGCACAUCUACUACGAGCCGAAGUGAGCGGGGCGAGAUCGCUUCGCGGAGCGAGGGCGGAGGAGCCAGGAUUUUAGUAAGCGCUCGCUCGAAGAAAUACCCUGGCGAAGGACCCAUGUGCAUGGUGGCGGAUUACCGCUUGUCGACACCAGUGGCCCCCCUCAAAGUAUAACCGUAUCCGCGCCGAGCGAGGACACUCAAA